GAGGGCGCAAGCCCGCCGCCGCCGCCGCCGCCGCCGCCGCCGCCGCCGGGCUGGGUCCGCUGUGCGCCCGCGGCGUGAGGCGUGGGGGGGAGCGCCGCCCGUCCGUUCGCGGCGCCGCCUCGCAGCGGUCUGCCCUCGCCUCCCGGCGCACGGCGCGGUCCGAGUUCUCGGAGGACUAUGGAAAGAGGAAAGAGAAGCUAGGAGCAUUUCCUUUAAACUGAUGUUUGAUUUCUUCACAGAGUUAUCGUGGCCUUCGGAACUAUUGCGGACGCAGGAGAAGAUUCUGUAACUGAGAGGCAUUCUUCAAGCUGCUGGAAAAUAUUACAGAAGGAGCACCUCCCAAAUUUUGCUUCAAUUUCUGAGAAAAGGAGCACACAGGGGAAACUUAGUGUGGCUGUGGAUCGAAGCGAACGCUGUGGGAGCGAUGAACGGGGACUUGGUGCGCGGACGCCUGGUCUGAUCUUGAGAGACCUGAGUUUAUGUUGCUGGAACUGGCGGGCCAAGGGGCCCUGAGACCAGCAGGUGCCGUCUGUAUGGAGAAGAGCGGCUGUAGUCCAUUUCCAAUGUGUUGGGCUAAAGAGUAUGACAGAUACAUAGCAUCUAGCAAAAUAAUGGCAGCUGCUUACCUUGACCCAAACUUGAAUCACACACCGAAUUCGAGUACCAAGCCUCAUCUGGGUACUGGAGUGGAACGUUCCCCUGGGGCAAUGGAGCGAGUGUUGAAGGUCUUUCAUUAUUUUGAAAACAGCAGUGAGCCAGCCACUUGGGCCAGUAUUAUCAGGCAUGGAGAUGCUACUGAUGUCAGGGGCAUCAUUCAGAAGAUAGUGGACAGUCACAAAGUAAAGCACGUGGCCUGCUAUGGAUUUCGCCUCAGUCACCUGCGGUCAGAGGAGGUUCACUGGCUCCAUUUGGAUAUGGGUGUCUCCAAUGUGAGGGAGAAGUAUGAACUUGCACACCCACCAGAGGAGUGGAAAUAUGAAUUGAGAAUUCGUUAUUUGCCAAAAGGAUUUCUAAACCAGUUUACUGAAGACAAGCCAACUCUGAAUUUCUUCUAUCAACAGGUGAAGAGCGACUACAUGUCCGAGAUAGCUGACCGCGUGGACCAGGACAUUGCUUUGAAGCUGGGCUGUCUAGAGAUACGGCGCUCGUACUGGGAGAUGCGAGGCAACGCGCUAGAGAAGAAGUCCAACUAUGAAGUGUUAGAAAAAGAUGUUGGUUUGAAGCGAUUUUUUCCUAGGAGUUUACUGGAUUCUGUCAAGGCCAAAACACUAAGAAAGCUGAUCCAACAGACAUUUAGACAGUUUGCCAACCUUAACAGAGAAGAAAGUAUUCUGAAGUUCUUUGAGAUCCUCUCCCCGGUGUACAGAUUUGAUAAAGAAUGCUUCAAGUGUGCUCUGGGUUCAAGCUGGAUUAUUUCGGUGGAACUGGCAAUUGGCCCAGAAGAAGGAAUCAGUUACCUCACGGACAAGGGCUGCAACCCCACACAUCUGGCCGACUUCAAUCAAGUGCAGACCAUUCAGUAUUCGAACAGCGAAGACAAGGACCGGAAAGGGAUGCUACAGCUGAAAAUUGCCGGUGCCCCCGAGCCUCUGACAGUGACAGCGCCAUCCCUAACCAUCGCCGAGAAUAUGGCUGACUUGAUAGAUGGGUACUGCCGGCUGGUGAACGGGGCCACACAGUCUUUUAUCAUCAGACCCCAGAAAGAAGGUGAACGGGCGUUGCCAUCAAUACCAAAGCUGGCCAACAGCGAGAAGCAAGGCAUGCGGACACACGCGGUCUCCGUGUCAGAAACAGAUGAUUAUGCUGAGAUUAUAGACGAAGAAGACACCUACACCAUGCCCUCAACCAGGGAUUAUGAGAUUCAGAGAGAAAGAAUCGAGCUUGGACGGUGCAUUGGGGAAGGCCAGUUUGGAGACGUCCAUCAAGGCAUCUAUAUGAGCCCAGAGAAUCCAGCUUUGGCGGUUGCAAUUAAAACAUGUAAAAACUGUACUUCGGACAGCGUGAGAGAGAAAUUCCUUCAAGAAGCCUUAACAAUGCGUCAGUUUGACCACCCUCACAUUGUGAAGCUGAUUGGUGUCAUCACGGAGAACCCUGUCUGGAUAAUCAUGGAGCUGUGCACGCUGGGAGAGCUGAGGUCAUUUCUGCAAGUGAGGAAGUACAGUUUGGACCUAGCGUCUUUGAUCCUAUAUGCCUAUCAGCUUAGUACAGCUCUCGCGUAUCUGGAGAGCAAAAGAUUUGUGCACAGGGACAUUGCUGCUCGGAAUGUUCUGGUGUCCUCUAAUGAUUGCGUAAAACUAGGAGACUUUGGAUUAUCCCGAUAUAUGGAAGACAGUACUUAUUACAAAGCUUCCAAAGGAAAAUUGCCAAUUAAGUGGAUGGCUCCAGAGUCCAUCAAUUUUCGACGUUUUACCUCAGCUAGUGAUGUAUGGAUGUUUGGUGUAUGUAUGUGGGAGAUACUGAUGCAUGGUGUGAAGCCUUUUCAAGGAGUGAAGAACAAUGAUGUGAUCGGUCGAAUUGAGAAUGGGGAGAGAUUACCAAUGCCUCCAAAUUGCCCUCCUACCCUCUACAGCCUUAUGACGAAAUGCUGGGCCUAUGACCCCAGCAGGCGGCCCCGGUUCACUGAGCUCAAAGCUCAGCUCAGCACAAUCCUGGAGGAGGAGAAGGUUCAGCAAGAAGAACGGAUGAGGAUGGAGUCCAGAAGACAGGUCACAGUGUCCUGGGACUCCGGAGGGUCCGACGAAGCGCCACCCAAGCCCAGCAGACCCGGUUACCCGAGUCCAAGGUCCAGUGAAGGAUUUUAUCCCAGCCCACAGCACAUGGUACAAACCAAUCAUUACCAGGUCUCUGGCUAUCCUGGUUCACAUGGGAUCACGGCCAUGGCUGGCAGCAUCUACCCGGGUCAGGCAACUCUUUUGGACCAGACGGAUUCCUGGAAUCAUAGACCGCAGGAGAUAUCAAUGUGGCAGCCCAACGUGGAGGACUCCGCUGCGCUGGACCUGCGUGGGAUCGGGCAGGUGUUGCCGACCCACCUGAUGGAAGAGCGGCUGAUCCGGCAGCAGCAGGAGAUGGAAGAAGAUCAGCGCUGGCUAGAAAAAGAGGAGAGAUUCCUGAAACCUGACGUGCGGCCCUCUCGAGGCAGUAUGGACAGGGAGGAUGGAAGUCUCCAGGGCCCGACUGGAAACCAACACAUAUAUCAGCCUGUGGGGAAACCAGAUCCUGCAGCCCCGCCAAAGAAACCGCCGCGGCCUGGGGCCCCCGGUCACCUGGGCAGCCUCGCCAGCCUCAGCAGCCCCGGGGACAGCUACAACGAGGGCGUCAAGCUUCAGCCCCAGGAAAUCAGCCCCCCGCCCACUGCCAACCUGGACCGGUCCAACGACAGGGUGUACGAGAAUGUGACGGGCCUGGUGAAGGCUGUCAUCGAGAUGUCCAGCAAGAUCCAGCCAGCCCCGCCAGAGGAGUACGUUCCCAUGGUGAAGGAAGUCGGCCUGGCCCUGCGGACGUUACUGGCCACUGUGGACGAGACCCUCCCGGUCCUGCCAGCCAGCACUCACCGAGAGAUUGAGAUGGCCCAGAAGCUGUUGAACUCCGACCUGGGUGAGCUCAUCAACAAGAUGAAACUGGCCCAGCAGUACGUCAUGACCAGUCUCCAGCAGGAGUACAAAAAGCAAAUGCUGACCGCGGCUCACGCCCUGGCCGUGGAUGCCAAAAACUUACUCGACGUCAUUGACCAAGCGAGACUGCGGAUGCUCGGACCGACGAGGCCGCAUUGAGGGGCGCUCUCUGAGGACGUUCUCCCGUGUUCCACCAGCAGUGAGGGGCUCCGCGGUCCUCGGCCGCCGGCACUCACCGUGCCAACGGUUCUGACUGACAGCUGGUUGAAAAUCUCUUUCAUAUAAGUUUAACCACAUUUGAUUUGAGUUCGUUUUUUUGUGUUGUUGUUUUUUUUUUUUUAAUGAUAGUGUUCAGAAAAGUCCAGGAUCCAAAAUGUGGCAUUUUUUGAGAAUGAAAAUUGUUCGUGAGAAGCCUUUAAGAAUCCCGAAGAACAGAUCAUGUUCAUGUUAGGGUGUGUUUCAGUGGAAAUGGCCAAGGCGGUGGCGUGCGGAUCCUGAACCAGCUUGGCUGCAUGUUGGGAGACAGGGAGACGAGGCGGAGAAUUCCGGGAAACCCGAGGGGCUGAGAAUUCUUUGGCGUGCCGCAGAGCCGUGGCCCAGACUGGAGUCCCUGUUGUGAGAACACUCUUGAGUUGCAAUAUGCUGACACCACUUUAGGAGAAAGAAUAUCAGAGCUAUAUUUUGAAGACUUGAGUCCUUUCAGAAAAACACAACAACCCUUUGUCUUUCCUGCCUUUUACUUUCCUGUUGGAUAUGUGAAGAUCUGGUUGGAAGCUAGCUGUAGAACACACUAAAAACUUUGUCUUUUCUCACCAGAAUAAUGUGCCAGUUUUUUGUACCAAUGUUAUUUCUCCUGGAAGCAGAAAUGCUUUGCACCAGAGCACCUCCAAACUGCAUUGGGGAGAGGUUCUGGAACCAUCCCUGUUUUCCAGUUUUAUAUAAUUUAUAAAGAAAGAGUAAAGCCAUGUUGACUAUCUUGCAGCCACUGGGGCUAACUAACCCUUCGUUGUGUCUGUCUUCCCAGGAGACAGUUAAGCAAAGCAGAGGGAUUGGGUUUUCUUUCUGAUGUCCAGUUACACCAUCCAUUCUGUUAAAUAAUUUUGAAAAAUAUACCCUCCCUUUAGUUUGUCGGGGGAUAUAAAUUAUUCUCAGGAAGAAUAUAAUGAACUGUACAGUUACUUUGACCUAUUAAAAAGGUGUUACCAGUAAA
Mirounga angustirostris (Northern elephant seal) is the source of this 4821-nucleotide messenger RNA. It is a transcript of the gene PTK2, whose product is annotated as protein tyrosine kinase 2. The record is from RefSeq and is a predicted model, not a curated record. Gene Ontology annotation, cellular component: focal adhesion; cytoskeleton. Gene Ontology annotation, molecular function: ATP binding; protein tyrosine kinase activity. Lineage: Eukaryota; Metazoa; Chordata; Mammalia; Carnivora; Phocidae. Gene Ontology annotation, biological process: protein phosphorylation; signal complex assembly. Bases 480 to 3770 code for a protein of 1096 amino acids. The transcript has 33 exons.